This is a messenger RNA of Triplophysa rosa, 2364 nucleotides long. RefSeq names its product leucine rich repeat containing 41 (gene lrrc41). NCBI's taxonomy places the organism in Eukaryota, Metazoa, Chordata, Actinopteri, Cypriniformes, Nemacheilidae. The record is from RefSeq and is a predicted model, not a curated record. The transcript has 10 exons. Bases 54 to 1931 code for a protein of 625 amino acids.
AUCAACCCAAGCGCAAAUAAAUGUAAACUACAGAUUUCAGAAAAGUCUCCAAAAUGGGAGUUUCGGGUGGUGCAUCUACGCUGGUGCAAAUGUGCAUCGUCAAAGUUGCUCAAAACAUGGAUGAAUUGGAGAGAAAGAUAUCGGAUUUGCCUGUCUUGCUCCUGAAAGAGCUGCUGCCGCAUCUAAACAUUUAUUAUCUAGACAGAGUUGAACCUGUUGCUCUUACCAAAGGUAUCUCCACAUCAUCUAUGUGGGCAACAAUAUGGAGAGAUUUGGAUCAGACCUGGCGCUGCAGAAUAAAGUCUGGUCUGCCCGGUCAGGACUGGAAACAGAGGUGUUUGGAAAGACUCUUUCACAUGGUCAUGUUCACCCACGUCAGACAGGGACGAUCGUAUCUUUCCAACCUCAGCGAUUCAUCCGUUCUCUCCAUGACUGCACGACACGUCAACGUCCUCUCUCUCCACGGAUCCAGCAGAAACAUCUGCAGACUCGCAUCGGAAGAACUGCGUACCAUCCUGACCACCCUGGAGAAAGGGGUGAGAUCACUCAAAUUACUGGAUGCUAACUCUCUACUCAAACACGGACGGAAAAACGUGUUGUUUGUUCUCCAUCGGCUCUUGGACCACGGGUCUGUUCGAGAGGUGGUUCUGUGGAGAAGUCCACAUCCAUCUUUUCUGAGCUGGAUCACGUCCAGGUGCAGAGGUCCUCGGGGUCAGUUUUCAGUAUCGUUAGCAGGGACGUCCAACGCUGAGGAUCCAGUGGAUACCCAGUUUUCAGAUUUGGACAUUGGGUAUAGUGCAGGUGAAGGGGAACCCGCAGCAAAACGCUCUCGUCGAAGUUUAACCGUGGAACUGGAGGACAAACCAGAGCUUAUGUGCAGUACGUUCUUGUCGUCGGGUAGCGCCGCUGGCCACUGUCCUGAGGGACAGAUCAACUCUCUUGAUUUUGAAGUAUCCAGUUGUCAAAUCCUUACUACAGUGUCACACGUCCUGCCUUCAUGGACGCGUCUUCACGCGCUGCAUCUGCACACUGACUGGCUUCUUACAGAGGAGGAGAUGUCUGUUUUGGUAGAAUCUCUCAGACGGUUGUUUCAGAACCCCGGCUGCUCUCUCAGGGAUCUCAGCAUGAGUCACGUGUGCUGUCACACAUCCGUGAUCAGCGUGCUGAGCGUGUGUCCGACCCUACAGAACCUCUCUUUGGACAUCUGGCCGCCUCUGAACAACACAUGGAAGAAGCAGCAACAUUUCACACAAAACGAAGAGCUCUGCCUUGAAAAACUUGUAGUGAAAUCUGCCGAUGUGCCGACGACAGUCGAGAGUUUUCUGACUGUUCUGAAAUGGGCUCCAAAACUCAGCCAUCUUCAAAUCACAGGAUUUCGUCAUGCACAGCAACUGUUUCAAACAUUAUCAGAAUCUAAUCCAAUCCUCAAAAUAUUACAUCUGGAGGACAUAAACUUGUCCAGCUGUCAUCAGGAGAUUCUUCAUCUACUGGAAAAUUCGAUGUUAGAAGGACUGUUCUUUAAAGACUGUAGACUGCUGGAUAAAUGUACAGUAAAGAAAGACUUCCUUGUGCCAUUUGUAAAUGCGCUGAAAAGAAUCUCAUCUCUCCAGACCCUCACAUUGGCACACAACCGUCUGGCCACGGGUGCCAUAGAAAUGGCUGAGCUGUUUUCAGGAAGCUGCCCCAGCAAUAUCACACACUUGGACCUCAGCUCAAACUUCAUUCUACCAGCUGAACUCCUGCAAUUCGCACAACUUAUAGAAACAUACAGACCAACUCAGCGACCUCUGCUAGAUCUGCGGUUUAAUCCGCUUGAUCGUGACCCAGAGGUCAAAGUUCAAGCUGUUAGAAAGCUCAUCCCAUACUGUAAUAUAUUAACUGACGACUGGGACUCUAGAUCCACUAUGGCAGAUCACAUCAGUGUGAUGUGAGGCGUCUGUGCUUCAAGGUUUGGAAAACGAUUCACUGACAAUUUACAAUAACAUUCAAAUGGUUGACGUAAAAGUACUCAUAUUUAGGAAUGAAACUGUGAUUUUUUUGUGAUACUAUUCAGUUACCCUGUCAGAUUAUAUUUUGCAUUAAAUACCAGCUGGAUGUAAUGUAAAUGAAUUGUCUGUCUGUAACAGCUUGGCAGCAAUAAUCAACCCAUUAUUUCAUCGCUGUUAAAACGUUUAACAUUUUUUGAACUAGUCUUUGACACCUACAUAAGAAUUUCUUUUAGCAGCCCUGUAACAUUUCGCAAUACCGUUGGUCCGUUUACACAAAUCCAGCAUAACCACAAUGUGCACUUUUAAUGGCAAUGAUAGUAAUAUUGAUUUUUUUAUAUAAUGUUUAUAAAUAAUAAACCAACAACUUAACCUCAAU